UCUCGGGAGGAGAAUGAUGGGUGGGUAACAUUUCUUGACGGUGAGAAGGGUUAUCUGGAAUGAUACGGUUUGGGAAGGAGGUUCGAUUACUGUAGCUCUUAGGCUGGGCCCCAGGAUAGAGCCAGAAAUACAGAUAAAAAAAUUUGCUCAACUGGGUUCCUGGGAGACUACCACCACCGGUCGGAAGACCCCGGUCGUAUGUCUCUGGAAGACUAGGAGGGACCGGGAUUCUGACGCGAGGCCUGCUGGGAGGUGUAGUUCGUUAAUAGAGGGAAGUCACGUGGGGAAGGGGCGGUACUUGGCGACCGAGACUUAGUUAGAGGUGUCACGUGGAGCACUUCCUUCUUUGCCUUUGACCGAGACGCAGGCGCAGCCCUCCUGCUGCUGCGGGGAUCCUUGUGACCCUUCCGGUGUGUAAAGCCAAUCCGUGCACAGAGAAGCGGGGCGGACCGAGAGGAGCGGAGGGAGCUCUGAGAGCCACUGCCGCCGCCACUGCCGCGGCAGGGGCGUGGAGGGCAGGGGGCGGCCCAAGCCGAAGUUGCAAACAUGGCUCAAAGCAGAGACGGUGGAAACCCCUUCGCCGAGCCCGGCGAGCUUGACAACCCCUUUCAGGACCCAGCUGUGAUCCAGCACCGACCCAGCACGCACCAUGCCACGCUUGACGUCUACAACCCUUUUGAAACCCGGGAGCCACCACCAAGCUAUGAGCCUCCUGCCCCUGUUCCGAUAGCUCCACCCUCAGCUCCCCCUUUGCAGUCUUCAAGAAAGCUCAGCCCCACAGAACCCAAGAACUAUGGCUCCUACAGCACCCAGGCUUCAGCUGCAGCAGCCACAGCUGAGCUGCUAAAGAAGCAGGAGGAGCUCAACCGGAAGGCAGAGGAGUUGGACCGGAGGGAGCGAGAACUCCAGCAUGCUGCCCUCGGGGGCACAGCUACUCGACAGAACAAUUGGCCCCCUCUACCUUCUUUUUGCCCAGUUCAGCCCUGCUUUUUCCAGGAUAUCUCCAUGGAGAUCCCCCAAGAAUUUCAGAAGACAGUAUCCACCAUGUACUACCUCUGGAUGUGCAGCACUCUGGCUCUUCUCCUGAAUUUUCUUGCCUGCCUGGCCAGCUUCUGUGUGGAGACCAGCAAUGGCUCAGGCUUUGGGCUCUCUAUCCUCUGGAUCCUCCUUUUCACCCCCUGCUCCUUCAUCUGUUGGUACCGCCCCAUGUAUAAGGCUUUCCGGAGUGACAGUUCAUUCAAUUUCUUCGUUUUCUUCUUCAUUUUCUUCGUCCAGGAUGUUCUGUUUGUCCUCCAGGCUAUUGGCAUCCCAGGUUGGGGGUUCAGUGGCUGGAUCUCUGCUCUGGUGGUGCUGAAGGCCAACACAGCUGUAGCUGUGCUCAUGCUGCUGGUUGCCCUGUUCUUCACUGGCAUUGCCGUGCUGGGAAUUGUGAUGCUAAAGCGGAUCCACUCCUUGUACCGCCGCACAGGUGCCAGCUUUCAGAAAGCCCAGCAAGAAUUUGCAGCUGGUGUCUUCUCCAACCCUGCGGUGCGAACCGCAGCCGCCAAUGCAGCCGCUGGGGCUGCCGAAAAUGCCUUCCGGGCACCGUGACCCCUAACUGGGAUGCCCUGGCCCUGCCACUUAGGGGAGGUGACCUAGCCCCCAUCCCUGAGGUCUCUGGGACUUGAUGAGACGUCACUACCUGAUGUCUUCACUAUAGUGCCCCCAGUCCCACAGCCAUGACUGCUGAACCUGACUUAAGGGUGUGGGGAGCCCAGUGUGACCCAGUCACUGCUUCCCUCCCACUCCCCUUCCCCCAAUCAGGCCACACUGCUGCCACCUCUACACACCCCAACCCAGAUUCCUUCUGCUGUGCCAAGGCUGUUGCUUCGGUUAUUUAAAUAAAAAGAAAGUGGAACUGGAACACAAA
Messenger RNA from Aethalodelphis obliquidens (Pacific white-sided dolphin), 1909 nucleotides. RefSeq names its product secretory carrier membrane protein 3 (gene SCAMP3). NCBI's taxonomy places the organism in Eukaryota, Metazoa, Chordata, Mammalia, Artiodactyla, Delphinidae. Gene Ontology annotation, cellular component: trans-Golgi network membrane; recycling endosome membrane. Gene Ontology annotation, biological process: protein transport. The record is from RefSeq and is a predicted model, not a curated record. The transcript is spliced from 9 exons. The coding region runs from base 547 to 1590 and encodes 347 amino acids.